UUGUUUUGGUUUGUUAUAGAAAGUCAAGUUUUAAAAUUUAACUGUUUAUUAUUCAGUAUAAAAUCACGGUUUCUUUCAUCUCUCUGCAAUGGCUGGUCAGGGGCAUCAGUUUCCCGGUAACUUCCAGGGAAACGCCGGCGCGAUGCGGUCCGGUUUUGGCGGCGCUCCGAUGGGAGGCCAAAUGCAACCUAUGCCCAACCAGUUAGCAGGAGUGAUGGGUGGUGGAAUGGCCAACCCCGGCGGCAUGGUGGGCAUGGGCAACCAGAUGGUGCCUCCAUAUCCGACAGCCAUGCAGAACCAAAUGGCAGCUAUGGGUAUGGGCCCCCAGGGCAUGGGAGUGGGUGUUGGAGGUAACCCAAACCCAGGAUUAGCCCAAGCUGUGCAGCAACAAGCAAGCAUGCAGCAAGCGGUGGCGGUACCUGCGUCUGCUGCUCCAGCAACUGCCUCGGCACCCGCACAGCCGCAGCAGAACAAGGACUUCAACACUGCUUCACUUUGCAAAUUUGGCCAAGAAACAGUACAAGAUAUAGUAAGCAGGACACAGGAUGUUUUUCAAACACUGAAAGCAAUUCAACCUCCAAACGGCACUCAGAUCGGCGAGAACGCCAGUAACGAUAAGAAGACUAAGAUGCAGGAGCAGUUACGAACGAUACGGCUAUUGUUUAAGCGCCUGCGCCUGGUCUAUGACAAAUGCAACGAAACGUGUCAGGGUAUGGAAUACACACACAUGGAGAGCUUAAUCCCGCUGAAGGACGAGGCCGACAACAAGACUUUGGACGAGCGACGGAACACGGAGUCUUACCGACGAGACUUGGAGGAGAACAGGGAGCUAACGGAACAGGUGGUCCUCAAGAACAAACAGCUCAAAGAAGUCAUAACGAAUUUAAGGACUAUCAUAUGGGAAAUUAAUGUUAUGCUUACUAUGAGACGAUCUUAAAC
Molecule: messenger RNA, 939 nt
Organism: Cydia amplana
Lineage: Eukaryota; Metazoa; Arthropoda; Insecta; Lepidoptera; Tortricidae
Gene: MED30
Product: mediator of RNA polymerase II transcription subunit 30
Exons: 8
Coding region: 89-937 (282 amino acids)
Biological process (GO): positive regulation of DNA-templated transcription
Cellular component (GO): mediator complex
Molecular function (GO): transcription coregulator activity
Source: RefSeq, a predicted model, not a curated record